This is a messenger RNA of Echinococcus granulosus, 1095 nucleotides long. RefSeq lists its product as hypothetical. Bases 1 to 1095 code for a protein of 364 amino acids. Lineage: Eukaryota; Metazoa; Platyhelminthes; Cestoda; Cyclophyllidea; Taeniidae. The record is from RefSeq and is a predicted model, not a curated record. The transcript is spliced from 9 exons.
AUGUCAAUAUCUGUUCAUCUAACAGUGAAGGUGAAGCACUAUGAGUGUUCCUCGAAGCCGAAAGAAUUUGUAAUCCGGAAAAGUGUAAGGGCUUUUAAAGACAAAGGAAUCAUUAUUCAACUUGAGUCAAGAAAUAAGAUAGCCGAAUCAAGUUUACUAUUAUUUAAAGCUUGUACAUCAUCUAUGCUGAUGGCGCCUGGCAUCGAAUUAUUUGAUAGGCGCUUUGAGGGAAGUAAAGCAAGCAACCUACUCCUCAUUGAGUUAAUGCUCCAAGAAAUGUGUCUCCCAGCAUUGGACGAGCGUUCCUGUGCCGGUUUAAAAGGAAGGAAGCUAGGCUUUGCUUUAAAAUGUAGAUACAAUGUACCAGUAGUAACCAAACCCUCCAUCUGUCGAGCUUUCCAUUCGCUCCCGAUAGGUAAGCAUAGCUAUCCUAAUCAUGAAUGUGGAAAACCGGAGCAAUUCAGCUUCAACAGUGUUGGUGUUUUUGAACAAUACAUGAUUUGUACAACUAAUUACUCUCUAAUUAUCUCUACUUUGCCUCUUCUGCAAGCCACGGAAUAUGUCGUAUUGCCAAAAUUUUAUCCUAUAGCAUAUAAAACAUUAGCAAGAAAUGACAAUCUUAAAAGACGACAAAACAACAAACCUACUCUCCUACAAAAUAAAUCAAGUUUAGACAAAUUUAGCAAAACGGAGGAUUUUAAGAGUUACCUCUCCGAGGUGUCCGGAGAGUUGGAACAAUCAAAAACCCCGGAUCUCAUGCCAGAGAUGCCAACUGCAAGUUCUGACCACAAACCUGUGAAGGAAGACUACUGGUUUCGUGCAACUAGUCAAUCUGACCAUGUUGACUGUUGUGACGAGGACAGUAUGUUCUCCGAUGAGACUUGUCCUUGUGGACGGAGCACCACUUCCACACAAACGGGUUUGAAACUUCAAGGUCGCAAUGUGAGUUCCAAGCUAAUGAUGUGUGGGAAGAAGAUAAAACCGUCUAGUAGAAAGAAAGUUUUAAAAACUUGUGAUUCAUUGUCGAAAUUACCAUGGUACUUGAGGUUCCUUACAGUUUUGCAUGAAGGAAAACUAACUAAACUAGUUUUUUGA